Molecule: messenger RNA, 2206 nt
Organism: Pocillopora damicornis (cauliflower coral)
Lineage: Eukaryota; Metazoa; Cnidaria; Anthozoa; Scleractinia; Pocilloporidae
Product: protein Spindly-B
Source: RefSeq, a predicted model, not a curated record
UCUGCACUCAAAGCCGUAUUUUUGCAAUCAUGGAUAACGAAAUAUAUUUUCUCAAAGAGGAAAUAAUCCGUUUAAAAGAAGAAAACGAAAGCUUGCAGCAGGAUGGACAAUUGGCAGGAGAGAUUGGGAAGAAUUUGCUCGAAAAUAACCAGGAAUUGGAAAGAAAACUUGAAGAAGUGAACAACGACUACAUAACAACGUUAGGGAAUCUUGAGGAACUAAAGCAAGAGAAUUAUUCUUUGCGAUCCAGACUUGAGACAGAAGUUCGAACCAACUCAAACCAUGCCCAUGAAUUGGACGACUUGAAGGUAAAGCUUCAAAAGGAAUUCGAAGCGAAAGAAAAAUCUCAACAGAUGACAACAGAAAAAAAGAUCUGUGAACUGAGAAAAGAAAUAGAAUCUCUGCAAAACGAUAUCAGCAAGCACACGCUGGUAGAAAUUCAGCUGCAAGAAAAGAUUAAGAAGCAGGAUGAGAUGCUACAAGCUGCUCGCCGAAGCAGCGAAGAACUGCAACACAAAGGACGAUCACGAUUAGAGAGUAUUGAAGAGUACAUCCAUUUAGCCUCCGAGCUCUCAGAAGAGAGGGAUGCUUUGACCAUGAAGCUGGCUGAUUUGAAAGAUAGUCAGGAGAGAAUUUUAUUCGACAGAAACGUACUGAAGGAAAGAGUUGAGCAUCUUGAGGAAGAACUCCAAGAGAAGGCUCGACAAGGGCAAACCUGGUUUAACUGUUUACAGGAAGCUCGCAACGAAGCAGGCGAGUUAAAAGCUGAACUUGAAAACCUAAAGGCAGACAAUGCCAGGAGAAACUUUGGAAAACAAGGAAAUUCUCUCUUCGGAGAGGUUGAGGACCAGCGAUUGGAACUUGAGAAGAAAUAUGGAAGUCUACGAGCCAGACACGAGGGUGCGAUGAAAGUGCACAACAUGACGAAACAACAUCUACAGAGACUGAAGAAUCAAGUAGCGACUCUGCUCCAAGUCAAGAGCUGUCAUGCAGACGCCUCACAGAUCCAAAGGCUCACCCAGGCAUUGGUGCAGAAAGAAGGCGAGGUGAAGAUGUUGAACACAAAGAUAUCAAGUCUAGAGAAGCAGAAGGAAGAGCGCAACAUAAGCAGCCGUUUGAUGGAGUUUCACGACGCAUUCUCGGAGUUUGGAGACAAGAAGGACUACGUGAACUUUCUUCAGUUACAGCUUGAAGAUUCCAAGAAAGCCUUGGCAGCACUGAAUAAAGAAUUGCAGACAAAAACAUUACUUCAGUUAUCCGAAACUGACAGACUUCGUCACACUGAACAUCAACUGCAUGUGUCCGAGUCUAACGUCGAGCGACUGAACGGUGAAAAUAUCAAGCUUAGGUUGAAAAUUGACGACUUACGACUGAAGCUGCAGAGCCAUUCUCAAAAAGACCCUCAAAAUGUCUCUCAAACAUCCACCUCGUCUGGUCUCCGGAAAACAAAAUCCGCCAUUUUGCUCAGCGAGGCCAAUUCAAAAAAUACCAGAACAUCAGCACUCAUAAAAAAAGGACAAGAAAAUACCGUGUCAAUUAAUGCAAAGGUUGCGAAACUAGAGCCCUCAAUUUUAAAACCUCCUGUUGUUCUGGUUAACACUCUUGACACAACAAGCGACAAAAAACAACGAGGCAGCGAUGUGACUUUUCCUUUACAAGUUGAAUCUGCUGCAGAAAGUUUAAUUACCAGCAAUGUACCACGGAAAUUGCCUUUAUCAAGUAAUGACGUCGAAAACGAGGCCAAAAGUAAGGUAGAAUUGAAAAGAAAGCCGAUGGUGCGCUUUCAAACUGCAACGGACGACAUCGAUUUAUCAGAAACUCAAAGCACGCAUGACAAUGCACCGGACUAUGGAGGGCUCUUGAAAGAAAAUUCUCAACCUGAGGAGAGCCACAAAGAACAGAUGCCCUCGGUCACUGUGAGAGGACAGAAAACUGCUCCUGUUGUUAUCAACGUCAAGAAGGGUGAGACCAAAAAUCAAUGUCCCCAGCAAUGAUGGAGGAGAUAAAAAAUCUCGAAUUUACGAAAGUUUUUAAAUUUAGAUUGGAAACUACCGAAAUUAAAUUAAACCCUCCCGAGGGUUAUCUGCUUCACUUCAUUAUGUAAAUUGACCUCGUAUUCGGAAUCCGAGGUCAACUCUCGUCCUUCGCUUUCACUCCUUGUUUCGAGUUAAUACAUGCAAGGUAAAUGAAAAGGAAGUUUAAUACA